This is a messenger RNA of Zea mays, 823 nucleotides long. RefSeq lists its product as uncharacterized. The record is from RefSeq and is marked validated. The transcript is spliced from 4 exons. Lineage: Eukaryota; Viridiplantae; Streptophyta; Magnoliopsida; Poales; Poaceae. Bases 83 to 325 code for a protein of 80 amino acids.
CGACCUCUGAUUCCUUCGCAUAUCCCCAAAGCAAGCUCGAGUGAAGAAACUCACGAAAUCUGAAGCCAGCUGAGAGAGGCGGAUGGGGCAGUGCCCGUGUUUCGGGUCCGCGAAGGCGGCGGAGCAGGAGCGGCGGGCGGAGGCGGACCGGCGCGAGUCGCAGGAUGCUCGCGCCAAGGCCGCCGAGGCCGCGCAGAGGAGACAGCAGGACUAUGAGAAAUCGGCAGCUGGAAGGGCAGCCAAAGCACAAAUGAAAGCAAUGAAGGAAUCAAAGGCAUCAAACCAAGGUGGAGAGCCGGUUCUUAAGUGGCAGAUGGGAUCAUGAGUUUCGUUUCUGUUGAUUUGCAUCCCUCCGCUUACUUUUGAUGGCCGACAGAAAAUUGAUUGCGACUAAUUUCUGAUAGGAUGCACUGUGAUUGUGUGAUUAUGCCAGUGAAGUGUACAUCCGGUUUACCAUCUGCUAUGCUGUACAUGCUAUCCCAUAGACUGCCCAACUUCCCAGUUAAAAGUCACAAGUUUGUGUUUGUAAGUGAACAAAAUAUAUAUUUUAUGAACACAUGUAGUCUCGUAGCAUUUGCAUGGAGGCUUUUACCCCACUUCAUAGUAUUUUUCAAAGCCAUGUUUCAUAGUGCGACUACAGUACUGAAUUCUGCUGCAGCCUUCUUUUUUUCCCUUCACAUCAUCAAGCAUCCCCAUGGAGAUUCUCAUAUGUACCAUGUUCUGUUAGCUGAUAGCUUAUCAAGCUUUGGUAUAUGAAAUGCUGAACACUCGUUGCACUUUACAUGGAUUGUUUUAAUUUGAGUGUUACUCCAUAGUUCCUGAG